This is a messenger RNA of Aureobasidium vineae, 1254 nucleotides long. Lineage: Eukaryota; Fungi; Ascomycota; Dothideomycetes; Dothideales; Saccotheciaceae. The record is from the annotation of a GenBank genome assembly.
AUGGCAGAAUCGCAGGCUCCGUCGCGUGGAGUGCCACCACCCAACGACGGACUAUCGGCUGUGCGCGUCGUCUUCCCCACCACGGAAGAGGAAUUCAAGAACGACGUACGCGUUUCGUUCGACAAGCUCAGCAACAAAUGGGUUCUCGAAGAGGACAAUGGCGACGAAUAUGAAUGGAAUACACAGUUCGAGAAGUGGGUGCCUUCGGUCGACGAGGCUCUGAUGCAGCAGCAAGCAUCCAUCUAUGCCAUGAAGGACGUGGACGAAUCUGCGCCGGCAAUCGACAGCAAGAAGCGCAAGGCAGACAUCAAGGCCACCAAACAAGACAAGAAGCCCAAGAUCGACCGCCCCAACAGCGCCGUAUACGUUACAGGCGUCCCACUCGAUGCCAGCAUCGACGAGAUUCACGACGUCUUCAAGAAGUACGGCAUUAUUGAGGAGGACAUUCAUACCAACCUACCCAAGAUCCGUAUGUAUGCCGACGAAGAAGGCAACUUCAAGGGCGAGGCAAAGGUCAUAUACUUCAAGCCCCAGAGUGUCAGUUUGGCCAUUACCAUGCUGGACGGCACCGACUUUCGCAAGCCUGGAGACGGAGACCUGCACGUCGAACUGGUCGAUGACUCCUACUCGAACAGGAACAAGGACCCAAAGGAUCAGAAAGAGCAGAAGGAAGUGUCGGUUGAGAAUAUCAAGAAGAGGCGCCCCAAACAAGACCGCUACUUGGCCAUUGAGAAGACAAAACAGAUGAAUGCUGUUGUCGCUCCUCCGCCGAACCCUUCCAAAUACGCCAAGCUCGUCGUCCUUAAGCACAUGUUCACCCUGGAUGAACUAGAGGAAGAUGCUGGCGCUCUGAUCGAGAUCAAAGCCGACAUUCGCGACGAAGCCUCAAAAUACGGCGAAGUCACCAACACUGUCCUGUAUGAUCUCGAGCCCCAAGGCGUCGUCACUGUACGCUUCAAGGAAUCAGACUCGGCUGCCCUCUGUGCCGAAGCCUUCAAUGGCCGUUGGUUUGACAAGAGAAGAGUCAUUGCCUACGUACCACAGCAUCGUGAGGACUUCGCCAAGAGCAAAGGAAGCGGUCAGGAUGGCCUCCAAGACAUCGACGAGGAUGAGCCUGACGACGAUGAUGAUGAGAAGGAGCGUGUUGCAGGCUCUGCCGUAGAGGGCCAUCGCACGUUAGAAGCUGAAAAGGAGAAGGAUCCUGCUGCAGAAGCGCAGAAUGUGCAGGACGGUGGCUUGCGAAUAAAUGCUUGA